UAUAUAGAGAGAAAGACAGAGACAGAGAGAGAGCGCGAGAGGAUGGAAGGAGGAGGAAAAUAAGACCAGGCACAAGGAAACAAAAGCUGCAGAGAGAGAGAGAGAGAGAGAGACUGUUCCCAUCUUGCCCUCCACUAAAAGAACAACGGAGGAGGAGGAGGAGGAAGAAGACAAAAGGAGGAAGAGGGUGGCGUACAGUACUGAACAUACUGGAACUGAAUUCAUAGGCUCUUUUUCUUUACCCUCCUCCAUGUUUUAGGGGGGAUUCUACACUAGUGCAUUUGACUGCUGCUUUCUUCUUCAUCUUUGAAAAGAAAGAAAGAAAGAAAUAGAGAAAGAAAGGGAGAAAGAAAGGAAUAAAGCGAGAAAGAGAGAAAGAAAGAAAGAAAGAGAGAAAGAAAGAAAGAGAGGAGGAUGUCGGGAAAGAAGGAGUUUGAUAUGAAACAGAUCCUCAGGCUGCGUUGGCGCUGGUUUAGUCAUUCAUCCCAGAGUUCUGCCGGUGGAGGAGGAGGAGGAGGAGGAGGAGGAGGAGGAGGAGGAUACCUCCAGGAGAGCUUUGAUCACAGAGGGACCCCAGUCCAGGGCAGGCUGAAGAAUCACUCCCGGGACAGAGGUGGCAGUGGAGGGGGACUCCGGAAGCAGAACAGCAACAGUCCGGUCCAUAGUAUCCUGGCCCCCACGCCAGUCUAUGUCAGAGCCAGUAAUCAAUCAUGGCAACAGCAGAAUAUUAUUCAGCACCUGCAGCAGCAGGGUGGCCACGAGCUGCCUAAGAACAGCAGCUCACCUAACAACACCAGGAAGGAGGACUGCUCCAAGAGCAGCCAGGAGAAUGUGAAGAGUGUUGAAGAGUCCUUAGAGGCGGAUGCAAGAGAAAGGAUGAGCUCCAACGGCUCGGAUGAGUUCUUCCAGGCUACAAACCAUGCGGAAGAAACCUUUCGCAAGAUGGAGACCUAUCUUCAGCACAAGCAGCUGUGUGAUGUUGUCUUGAUAGCAGGAGAUCAUAAGAUCCCGGCUCACAGAUUGGUCCUCAGUGCAGUAUCUGACUACUUUGCUGCCAUGUUCACCAGCGACGUGAGAGAGGCCAAACAGGAGGAGAUCAAGAUGGAGGGGGUGGAUCCAGAAGCCUUGAGAUCUCUGGUCCACUUUGCCUACACUGGUGUCCUUGAAUUGAAGGAGGAGACCAUAGAGAGUCUAUUGGCUGCAGCCUGCCUUCUGCAGCUCUCACAAGUCAUUGAGGUCUGCUGUAACUUCCUCAUGAAACAACUCCAUCCAUCUAACUGCCUGGGGAUACGCUCCUUCGCUGACGCCCAGGGAUGCAUGGAUCUGCUCAACGUGGCCCACAACUACACUAUGGAGCACUUCCUAGAGGUGAUUCAGAACCAGGAGUUUCUCCUGCUUCCUACGGCUGAGAUCGUCAAACUCUUGGCCAGUGACGACAUAAACAUACCAGAUGAGGAGACCGUUUUCCAGGCUCUGAUGAUGUGGGUGCGGUUCGACGUUCAGCAUCGCCAGCAGGACCUUGGGGUGCUCCUGGCCGAAAUCCGCCUGCCUCUUCUACCUCCACAGGUACUCCUAGCUGACCUGGAGAACAACACCAUGUUCUCAGAUGACCUGGAAUGCCAGAAGCUUCUAAUGGAAGCCAUGAAGUACCAUCUGCUGCCAGAGCGUCGCCUCAUGUUCCAGAGCCCCAGGACCAAACCCAGGAAGUCCACUGUAGGAGUACUCUACGCUGUGGGAGGCAUGGACGCUACCAAGGGAUCUACGACCAUAGAGAAGUAUGACCUGCGGACCAACACAUGGAUCCAGGUGGGGAUGAUGAACGGCCGGAGGCUGCAGUUCGGGGUGGCAGUGAUCGACGACAAGCUGUACGUGGUGGGGGGGCGAGACGGGCUGAAGACUUCCAACAUGGUGGAGUGUUACAACCCUUUAAACAAAGUCUGGUCCACCAUGCCUCCUAUGUCUACACACAGACACGGACUCGGUAUAACAGUGUUGGAGGGCCCCAUGUAUGCAGUAGGCGGCCAUGAUGGAUGGAGUUACCUGAAUACGGUGGAGAGGUGGGACCCCCAGGCUAGACAGUGGAACUACGUGGCCAGCAUGUCCACCCCACGCAGCACCAUGGGAGUCACCGCACUCAACGGGAAAUUGUUUGCAGUUGGCGGUCGGGAUGGGAGCUCGUGUCUGCGGUCGAUGGAAUGCUUUGAUCCACACACCAACAAGUGGAGUAUGUGUGCCCCCAUGGCGAAGCGGAGAGGAGGGGUGGGUGUGGCCACGUACAACAGCUUCCUCUAUGCUGUGGGUGGUCAUGAUGCCCCGGCGUCCAACCACUGCUCCAGGCUAACAGACUGUGUAGAGAGGUAUGAUCCCAAAACAGACACAUGGACCACGGUGUCCUCUCUGAGUGUCCCCAGAGAUGCUGUAGGUAUCUGUCUGCUAGGAGACAGGCUAUAUGCUGUCGGAGGAUACGAUGGAACGUCCUACCUGAACAGUGUUGAGUCCUAUGAUGCACAAAACAAUGAAUGGACUGAGGAGGUCAAUCUCAACAUUGGAAGGGCUGGAGCCUGUGUUGUAGUUGUGAGAAUACCUUAAGGACUACAACUCUCUACAACCCCCUGGAAUGGCACACAGAACACAUGAUAUGAUGUCACCACUGAUGUCACCACUGAGAAUGUUUUUCCAUCAGUUUUUCUACUGUAAAGACAAACCUCUACUGCAUUCCUCACAAACCAAUGUUUCCAUUAACAGUGAUUUUCAUUGUCCACUUGAAAGUAUUUUAUCUUUGAUUAUAAGAACGUACUUUACCAUAUCUAGAGAUCAAGUAAGUGGUUAGUUGUGGUUAAAAAUAUUAGGAAACUUUGCCACACUCUCCUUGGUCUGGUUACUCUGUUAAAAUGCUCUAUCAGAAAAUAAUGAUCAGAAAAUAAUGAUCAGACAAUAAUGUUCUCUAUAUGAUACAAUGAAAGAAAUGACAUUUAUUAAUUGAUACUUUUACAUUUAUACAGCAACAUUCUAUAUUUGUCUCAUCACAUAAUAUUUUUUCUCGAUUUAUACUCCUAUGUAUAUCUCGCUUUUAGCCACUUGAAAAUUAAAGGUACUUUUUCUAUUUUUACUA
Molecule: messenger RNA, 3112 nt
Organism: Oncorhynchus mykiss (rainbow trout)
Lineage: Eukaryota; Metazoa; Chordata; Actinopteri; Salmoniformes; Salmonidae
Source: RefSeq, a predicted model, not a curated record